This is a messenger RNA of Paecilomyces variotii, 1322 nucleotides long. RefSeq lists its product as hypothetical. NCBI's taxonomy places the organism in Eukaryota, Fungi, Ascomycota, Eurotiomycetes, Eurotiales, Thermoascaceae. The transcript has a single exon. The record is from RefSeq and is a predicted model, not a curated record. The coding region runs from base 131 to 1282 and encodes 383 amino acids.
UGGCUACUCGAGUGAAUACGAACAUGACCAGCAGUGAGACAGAAACCAUGGUAGCUAGACAGUUUUCCUCUCAAGACAGUAUUAUGAUUACCAGAUAAUAAUUGUGAAAGCACAUCUCCUAGCGGUUAAGAUGGAGAACAUCAAGGAGGGUGAAAGGAUAGAAUAUGGAUCUAGAAGUGCUUGCACCACAGACAUCGUUCGGAGGCUCUUAGACGGCGACAAGGCUGUCGCCUUCCAAAAAUGGGAGCAGCUUUGGCAUCUACUGGACACGGUACAGGCACAAAUAGAUGUUUCCAUAACACCGGUUACGGAGCCUCUACACCAUGUGUUAGCACGGUUGGUAGAGAAGACGAGACUGCUUUGCCAUGAGAAGCUUCAAGACAAGCAAGCGCAUCCUGGGAACCCAGAGCCGGUGAUGGAGUUCAUUCAACGACUGUCGCAGCUCAAGGAGAUCAAGGACAUGUAUAUAGGCCAGGAUUCACCGCAGAAUCCCCAGUUCCUGGCCUCGUACGAUCGAUGGACCCGGGAAAAAUUACAAGAGAGAUGGACGGAGAGAUAUGCAAGAUCCCAGGAGCGCGCUGCCCUCCGGGAACGAGAAAGGCAUGCGCAAACGGAGAAGAACCAUGGUGCGCUGCAGGCGAUACGUGAUGAAAAGAGGGGGCUUCAAAGACGGGUCUUCCAAGACUGCGUCACGGAACAGCUAUGUGAAAUCCAAGAGGUGCACGAACAAACAGUAGCAGCCGUCACUCACGAGCUCGACGAGACCAUCGUCCUCUAUACUCAUCAGCUAGGUAUUCUACUAGAAGAAGAUGUUACCCCGUCAGAUGCAGUUUCUGAUGUUAUCGAUACCCGCAUCAACAUCGCAGAAACUCUCGUAUCUGUGCUGGAGACUAUUCAAGUCGAGACCAACACCCUCGACGUUCUCCUCGAUUCCAUGGGCCAGCGUAUGAGGAAGAUGUUAAUGCGAAUUGACCGACUCAACGCAGGCGAUGUCCAGAGCGGACCGGACCGAGAAUGGGAGCAGCAGCGUCGUCUGGUGCAUCCCGAAGCUAUACGAUACAUCCUCAAGGCGGCUCAGGACGCUGAAGACAUCUGCUCAAAAGCCAAGGACGCUAACAAGGCUAUCACCGUGAUCGACGGCCAUCUGGCUCGAAUGUUGGGCCAUGCCAAGGAUCGAUGGCGGCCUCUGGAGAUGCAGACAUACUUGGCCUGGACUCUCUUGGAGAGCAGACAGACGGCGAGUGAUCGAACAGACCUGACUGACCCUAUCCUUUCUCUUUAAUCAUGGCAUCAUGCCACACAUGGGAGCGCAAUAGGGAAAU